AUGCAUGAUCAAUGGUAUUUCGCGAGUGAACAAAUACCCGAUGGAUUGUAUUUAAUUGAAGCGAUUCAUUCAGGAAAAUUCAUUACAUUCACACCUGAACGUUCAACUUUAGUCCAACAAGAUCAAAAUUUACAGAAUGAUGGAGAAACUCAAGUCUUUGAAAUUCAACAUAUCGGCUACCAUGAAUACAUCAUUCGGCAUCAUUUAACGGGUCUCGUUCUCACCGUCCAUAAUGGUUCACCCACUCCAUGUGCUCCGAUAGUACUUUGCCGUUCGAUGGGUGUUCGCACACCUUAUCAGACUGUUACAUUUGAACGCGUGAAUCAUCAAUCCGAUGAUUAUCUUAUCUUUUUAAAACAUACGCGGAUGGUUAUUGAUAUUGAUGGAGGAAGUCAAAGUUCCAAUGCUCGUCUUCUUCAAUUUCCUCAAAAGAAAACGAAUACUUUCGAACAAUUUAAUCAACGCUUUCGUCUCCAUCAUUUUCCUGAACAGACAAGUCCACAAUUGUCCAUUCCGAUUCCGCCGGAAUAUUUUCGAUGA
Adineta ricciae is the source of this 540-nucleotide messenger RNA. The record is from the annotation of a GenBank genome assembly. NCBI's taxonomy places the organism in Eukaryota, Metazoa, Rotifera, Eurotatoria, Adinetida, Adinetidae.